AAAAAAAGAGGCAGGAACAGACAGCAGAGUCACACAGGCUGUCUAACUCUACAGCAGCACAGUACAGCGGGUCUGCUGUGGAGGGAAGUACAGCAAACAGUACAUCACACUGAACCACAUUCAUUUAUCUGCUGGAGAUCCUCUGCUUGAAGAAAAAGAAGAAGGAGGAGGAAGAGGAGGAGGCUCUGUGAGCACCGCAGCAGCCUCCCCGGGAAAUAUUUCUACAGGAUUAACGAGAAGAAGACAAUUUCUGCUCGGUUCAUCAGGGAAACCCGCUGGAGAGACUCUCCUGAUGAUUGCUCAGCCUAAUAAUAAGGAGGUGUUGUCCUGAUUGCUGUCGGUCCAAGCACUGCUUAUCUGUAAGCAAGAUGUCGACCACCUCUGAGAACGGGAUGGAAGGGCCUCGCGCUACGAGCCGAGAGAAAACCUACAAGAAGACCACGUCGUCGGCCUUGAAGGGAGCCAUUCAGCUCGGCAUCGGCUACACAGUGGGCAACCUCACCUCAAAGCCGGACAGAGACGUUCUUAUGCAAGACUUCUACGUGGUGGAGAGCGUCUUUCUACCCAGUGAGGGAAGUAACUUGACUCCUGCUCAUCACUACCCGGACUUCCGCUUCAAGACAUACGCUCCGCUGGCUUUCCGCUACUUCAGAGAUCUGUUUGGCAUCAAACCCGACGACUAUCUGUACUCGCUCGUAAACGAGCCUCUGAUUGAGCUGGCCAACCCGGGCGCCAGCGGCUCGCUCUUCUACCUGACCAGCGACGACGAGUUCAUCAUCAAAACGGUUCAGCACAAAGAGGCCAAGUUUCUGCAGAGGCUGCUGCCUGGGUACUACAUGAACCUGAACCAGAACCCGCGCACGCUGCUGCCCAAGUUUUACGGCUUGUACUGCAUCCAGACGGGGGGCUUCAACAUCCGACUGGUGGUGAUGAACAACGUGCUUCCUCGCUCGGUCAAGAUGCACUACAAGUACGACCUGAAGGGAUCCACCUACAAGAGGCGAGCGUCCAGGAAGGAGAGGGAGAAAGCCCGUCCGACGUACAAAGACCUGGACUUUCAGGACAUGCAUGAGGAGGGGCUUUACUUUGACACAGAGACGUACAACAACCUGAUGAAGACCCUGCAGAGGGAUUGUCGGGUAGGUAGUGAACAAUCGUCUCUAUCUGAGAGGUCAAGAACAGAGGAGACGUCACACCAUGCGAGAGAGCAGUUGAUGUAAAACAGGGUUUUACUA
Poecilia latipinna (sailfin molly) is the source of this 1235-nucleotide messenger RNA. RefSeq names its product phosphatidylinositol 4-phosphate 5-kinase type-1 beta-like. Gene Ontology annotation, biological process: phosphatidylinositol phosphate biosynthetic process. The record is from RefSeq and is a predicted model, not a curated record. The transcript has 7 exons. Gene Ontology annotation, cellular component: plasma membrane. NCBI's taxonomy places the organism in Eukaryota, Metazoa, Chordata, Actinopteri, Cyprinodontiformes, Poeciliidae. Gene Ontology annotation, molecular function: 1-phosphatidylinositol-4-phosphate 5-kinase activity. The coding region runs from base 369 to 1220 and encodes 283 amino acids.